Acipenser ruthenus (sterlet) is the source of this 1596-nucleotide messenger RNA. Its product is annotated as signal-regulatory protein beta-1-like. The record is from RefSeq and is a predicted model, not a curated record. Lineage: Eukaryota; Metazoa; Chordata; Actinopteri; Acipenseriformes; Acipenseridae. Bases 245 to 1255 code for a protein of 336 amino acids. The transcript is spliced from 8 exons. Gene Ontology annotation, cellular component: plasma membrane.
UUUUAGACGCUACCAAAACCGCACAUCUUUUGUAUUUUUCCUCGCAGUCUCUGCGCUGACACAAUGGAAACUCUUAAUGCGAGGAAUAUAAAAGGGUAUUAAUAUGAAACAGGAAAUGACAAGGAGGCCUGCUCGAGGCAACCGGUCAAGCCAGAAACCCACAAAAAAACAGUACAAUUUAAUUGACAUUUAACAUGUUUAAGUAGGUGCCAUCGCUUCUCUCAGUUCAUAGCUUAUCAGAACCAUGCUGCACAUUUUUAUCACGGUCACGUUGUGUUUGAAAGUUUAUCGAGGAGAAGGUGCUUUGUUGCACCAGACACCGGCUCACCAGUUUGCUGCGGCUGGAGACCUCGUGGAGACUUUCUGUUCCUCCAGCGCGUGCGUCGUAGACACGGAUCUGCUGCGCUGGUUCAUGAAGAAGGACAGCGAGGUGAUCGCUCUGAACACGAGCUGCAAGGCAGGUCCUGGGUGCAGGGUCACUACGAGACGAGCGAGCAAUGGGGACUGCGGGCUGACCAUCCGGGGCGUGCAGCCCGUCGACUCCGGGGUAUAUUACUGCGCUGAAUACAGUUCUAACGCCCUGGAGUUUUCCAGUGGAUCUUUACUCAUCGUCAGAGACAAUUCCACACAAAAUACUACAGUAACGGUCAUGGGCCCCUCUGUCUCCGGCAGCGCGCUCGAUUCCAAGGGGACUCUGACAUUUGUGUGUCUGGUCCGGGGUCUCUCCUCGCCCGCGCUCCGGGUCCAGUGGUUCUUCUCCGGUCACCUGGCAGAGGGAGGCGCUCCAAGCUCCUGGAUCGAAGGGCAGAAAGGCGGAGACGGAGAGAGCUACAGCGCCACGAGCUGGCUGGCAGUCCCGGCGGAGACGUGGCGGAGCGGCACGGUGUGCGCCUGUGCAGCGCAACUGAACUCCAACACCGUCAUCCACAGCAGGGAUAUUUCAUACCCAGAAUACAAGCAAUGCCUGGUUCACUACAGUGUCCUGGGAGGCUGUGGUAUUGUGCUGGUCUGUGUCCUCAUCGGCAGUCUUACCUGGGCUCGUUCCUGGAGCAAGGAAGGUCAAACAAAUUCAUAUUCGGCUAAUGAACGAGAUGACGUCACACAGACAGCUGUGAGGUAUAAACACCAGACUGCAGGCAGGAACACUAAGAAGCCAGGCUCUGGUGCAAGACAGCACAGCGGUGCGAAGCUGAGAGCGGAGAGAGAGGAUGUGCAGUAUGCCAGUCUGGAGUUCGACCGGCAAGGACGACGGUGAUGAUGUCACCCCCACGUGGAAUGAGAUACACCUGUCUCGUGGGAUAAUCAACUGUGUUCCUCCACACCUGGGGCUUUCUGGGAGCUGAUAUAUAGUAAUAUGCUAUAGAUUCAAUAAACAGGUUCCCUUUUCUUCUGUUGAAACCUGGUUCUUGGCUUGUAUGUUAUAUAAUACAUUUUGUCCAGGUAUUCAUGCUUAUAAUGAGGAUCACAGAGCUACUCCAUACGAGCUGACCUGUAUAGCGGAACUCAGAGUAAAGAAAUGAAGCUACUUCCUGUUUAAACUCUAUCUGAACAGGUAGCAUUCUGAAGAAAUAAAGACUCAGUUAUAAACUUAAAAAA